Molecule: messenger RNA, 11208 nt
Organism: Erinaceus europaeus (western European hedgehog)
Lineage: Eukaryota; Metazoa; Chordata; Mammalia; Eulipotyphla; Erinaceidae
Gene: FRYL
Product: FRY like transcription coactivator
Exons: 64
Coding region: 395-9487 (3030 amino acids)
Biological process (GO): cell morphogenesis; neuron projection development
Cellular component (GO): site of polarized growth; cell cortex
Source: RefSeq, a predicted model, not a curated record
GUUUAACCAAGGAUCGCUUCCGAUCGGAUUAUUCCUUAAAGGGGACGCGCCAUUGUCAAGAGAACAGAGCCCGGGGCCCGAGGGCGGGGACCAGUGGCGCCGGAGGAGCGAGGCAGCUGCACCUGGACUGGGGACGGCCUUUUAACAUUCCACAUUCUGCUUCGUACAUGGAGAAUCACUGCUGUUUUGCAUUGGUGUGACCACUCGUGUGCCUAUAAGUACAGGCUCCAGACUGCAAAAUCUUCUAGAUGGAUCCCUUCCAAAAUUGGUGUCUUUUCUACAAAUUCUGUGCCUCAAACAGCUCUUUGUGAGAGCUUCAGCACCAGUCAACAAAGUAAAUAAGUACUGUACUUCUUCCAACUAUCAUUCCACUUUGGGGAAAAAAAAUAUCAUCAUGUCAAGCAUUACGAUUGACCCAGAUGUCAAGCCUGGUGAAUAUGUCAUCAAGAGCCUCUUUGCAGAAUUUGCUGUUCAAGCCGAAAAGAAAAUUGAAGUUGUAAUGGCUGAACCCUUGGAGAAACCAUUGUCUAGAUCUCUGCAGAGGGGUGAAGAUCUUCAGUUUGACCAGUUGAUAAGCUCUAUGAGCUCAGUAGCAGAGCACUGCCUCCCUUCCUUACUCCGCACCUUGUUUGACUGGUACAGACGCCAGAAUGGAACUGAAGAUGAAUCUUACGAAUAUAGGCCCCGGUCUAGUACAAAGUCAAAGGGGGAUGAACAGCAACGUGAAAGAGAUUAUCUUCUUGAAAGAAGAGACUUAGCAGUAGAUUUCAUAUUUUGUUUAGUUUUAGUUGAGGUUUUAAAACAGAUUCCUGUUCAUCCUGUGCCUGACCCCUUAGUUCAUGAAGUUCUAAAUUUAGCUUUUAAGCACUUUAAACAUAAGGAGGGAUAUUCAGGAACCAACACUGGGAAUGUGCAUAUCAUUGCAGAUUUAUAUGCAGAGGUGAUAGGGGUUCUUGCCCAGUCAAAAUUUCAGGCUGUGAGAAAGAAGUUUGUGACAGAAUUAAAAGAACUGCGACAAAAGGAACCAAGUCCACAUGUGGUACAAAGUGUCAUCAGCUUAAUAAUGGGAAUGAAAUUUUUUCGAGUGAAAAUGUACCCGGUAGAAGAUUUUGAAGCAUCAUUUCAAUUUAUGCAGGAAUGUGCUCAAUAUUUCUUAGAAGUAAAAGAUAAAGAUAUAAAACAUGCACUUGCUGGUUUAUUUGUGGAGAUCCUAAUCCCUGUAGCUGCUGCUGUUAAAAAUGAAGUGAAUGUUCCCUGUUUGAAAAAUUUUGUGGAGAUGCUUUAUCAAACUACUUUUGAGCUCAGCUCCAGAAAGAAGCAUUCAUUGGCUCUCUAUCCACUUAUUACCUGCCUUUUAUGUGUCAGUCAGAAACAGUUUUUUUUAAAUAACUGGCAUAUUUUCCUACAAAACUGUUUGUCCCAUUUGAAGAUGCCAUCUAACAACAGUAUCAGAAAACAAAUAGAAACACUCCAGAAUAAAGAUCCUAAAAUGUCCCGAGUUGCACUGGAAUCUUUGUAUAGAUUAUUGUGGGUUUAUGUCAUUAGAAUAAAAUGUGAAAGCAACACUGUAACUCAAAGUCGUCUUAUGAGCAUAGUGUCGGCACUUUUUCCAAAAGGUUCACGUAGUGUGGUUCCUCGUGAUACACCGCUCAAUAUAUUUGUGAAGAUUAUUCAGUUCAUUGCUCAGGAACGUUUGGAUUUUGCAAUGAAAGAAAUAAUAUUUGAUCUCCUCAGUGUUGGAAAAUCUACUAAAACUUUUACUAUUAAUCCAGAGAGAAUGAACAUAGGCCUCCGAGUCUUCCUUGUAAUAGCGGACAGUUUGCAGCAAAAGGAUGGUGAGCCACCAAUGCCAACAACAGGAGUUAUUCUUCCCUCAGGAAAUACUCUUCGUGUAAAGAAAAUUUUUCUUAACAAAACCUUAACAGAUGAAGAAGCAAAAGUCAUAGGAAUGUCAGUUUACUACCCUCAAGUGAGAAAAGCAUUAGAUAGCAUUCUCAGACAUCUGGACAAAGAAGUUGGAAGACCAAUGUGUAUGACAAGUGUUCAGAUGUCUAACAAGGAGCCUGAAGAUAUGAUUACGGGAGAAAGAAAACCCAAAAUUGAUUUGUUCAGAACUUGUAUUGCUGCUAUUCCAAGGCUGAUUCCUGAUGGUAUGAGCAGAACUGACCUCAUCGAAUUGUUAGCAAGGCUCACAAUUCAUAUGGAUGAAGAGCUCCGAGCUCUGGCUUUUAAUACUCUGCAGGCACUAAUGCUGGACUUUCCAGACUGGCGGGAAGAUGUUCUUUCAGGAUUUGUUUAUUUCAUUGUUCGUGAAGUGACUGAUGUCCAUCCCACACUUCUUGAUAAUGCUGUAAAGAUGUUGGUACAAUUGAUAAAUCAGUGGAAACAAGCAACCCAAAUGCAUAACAAGAACCAGGAUUCACAGCAUGGUGUAGCUAAUGGAGCUUCUCACCCCCAUCCUGUGGAAAGGAGCCCGUAUUCCAGUGUGUUCCAUGUGGUUGAAGGGUUUGCAUUUGUUAUUCUCUGUAGCAGUCGCCCAGCCACUAGGAGAUUAGCCGUCAGUGUCUUUAGAGAAAUACGGGCUUUAUUUGCACUUUUGGAAAUACCUAAGGGUGAUGAUGAGCUGGCCAUAGAUGUGAUGGACAGGCUGAGCCCAUCCAUUCUUGAGAGCUUCAUCCACCUCACGGGGGCUGAUCAGACCACUUUGCUGUAUUGCCCAGGCUCAAUAGAUUUACAGACAUUAGCAGAAUGGAACUCGUCUCCUAUUAGCCACCAGUUUGAUGUGAUCAGUCCAUCACAUAUAUGGAUAUUUGCACAUGUGACCCAAGGCCAAGACCCAUGGAUUAUAAGUCUCUCUAGUUUUUUAAAGCAAGAAAAUCUUCCAAAACACUGUCCUACAGCUGUGAGCUAUGCUUGGAUGUUUGCAUAUACAAGGCUUCAGUUGUUGUCUCCACAAGUUGAUGUAAAUAGCCCCAUCAAUGCUAAGAAGGUGAACACAACCUCAAGCAGCGACUCAUACAUCGGCCUGUGGAGAAACUACUUGCUUCUUUGCUGCAGUGCAGCUACAUCUGUGUCUUCGCCAUCAACCACAGGCUCUGUGAGGUGUUCUCCUCCUGAGACGCUGGCGUCUACCCCCGAUAGUGGCUACAGCAUUGACUCUAAAAUUAUUGGCAUCCCGUCCCCUUCAUCCUUGUUUAAGCACAUAGUUCCAAUGAUGCGCUCUGAGAGCAUGGAAAUCACAGAAUCCCUUGUUCUUGGUCUUGGCAGGACCAACCCGGGAGCUUUUAGGGAACUAAUAGAGGAAUUGCAUCCCAUAAUUAAAGAAGCACUUGAAAGAAGGCCAGAGAAUAUGAAGCGGCGCAGGCGUCGAGAUAUUUUACGAGUACAACUGGUACGAAUAUUUGAACUGCUGGCAGAUGCUGGUGUCAUUAGUCACAGUGCAAGUGGUGGCCUUGAUAAUGAAACACAUUUCCUCAACAACACUUUAUUGGAGUAUGUAGAUUUAACUAGACAACUCCUGGAAGCAGAAAAUGAAAAAGAUUCUGAUACACUGAAGGAUAUACGAUGCCAUUUUAGUGCCUUAGUGGCGAAUAUCAUUCAGAAUGUUCCAGUGCACCAGAGAAGAAGUAUUUUUCCUCAACAAAGCCUUCGUCACAGUUUGUUCAUGCUGUUCAGUCACUGGGCCGGUCCUUUCAGCAUCAUGUUUACUCCCUUGGACAGAUACAGUGACAGAAAUAUGCGAAUUAACAGACAUCAGUACUGUGCACUUAAGGCUAUGUCUGCUGUACUAUGUUGUGGCCCUGUUGCAGAUAAUGUAGGACUUUCAUCAGAUGGCUAUUUGUACAAAUGGUUGGAUAACAUUUUGGAUUCUCUGGACAAAAAGGUUCAUCAGUUGGGCUGUGAAGCAGUGACAUUACUGCUAGAGCUGAAUCCAGAUCAGAGCAACCUGAUGUACUGGGCUGUGGACAGGUGUUACACUGGCUCCAAGAGGGUGGCCGCUGGCUGCUUUAAGGCCAUCGCUAACGUAUUUCAGAACAGGGAUUACCAGUGUGACACAGUGAUGCUACUGAAUCUGAUACUGUUUAAAGCAGCUGAUUCUUCUCGAAAUAUCUAUGAAGUUGCUAUGCAACUGUUACAGAUCCUGGAACCGAAGAUGUUUCGCUAUGCUCACAAAUUGGAGGUUCAGAGAACAGAUGGAGUGCUUAGCCAGCUGUCUCCUCUGCCACAUCUGUAUUCUGUUUCCUAUUACCAGUUGUCUGAGGAGCUGGCAAGGGCGUAUCCUGAGCUAACUCUAGCCAUAUUCUCAGAGAUAAGCCAGAGAAUCCAGACGGCGCACCCUGCUGGCAGGCAAGUCAUGCUGCACUACCUUUUGCCUUGGAUGAACAACAUCGAGCUGGUGGAUUUGAAGCCUUUGCCCACAGCCAGACGGCAUGAUGAAGAUGAAGAUGACUCCUUAAAAGACCGGGAACUGAUGGUGACCAGCAGGCGCUGGUUACGAGGAGAAGGCUGGGGGUCUCCACAAGCCACUGCAAUGGUUUUAAACAAUCUGAUGUACAUGACAGCAAAGUAUGGUGAUGAGUUGGCCUGGUUGGAGGUGGAGAAUGUAUGGACCACACUUGCAGACGGCUGGCCCAAAAACCUGAAAAUAAUUUUGCACUUUCUGAUCAGCAUUUGUGGAGUGAAUAGUGAACCAAGCCUCUUGCCUUAUGUGAAGAAAGUUAUUGUAUAUUUAGGUAGAGACAAAACAAUGCAAUUGCUAGAAGAGCUGGUGGGUGAGCUACAGCUGACUGAGCCUGUCAGUUCCGGAGUAACCCACAUGGAUAACCCCCCAUAUUACCGCAUCACUUCCAGCUACAAAAUUCCCUCUGUCACCUCAGGAACUACUUCCAGUAGCAAUACAAUGGUAGCUCCCACAGAUGCUAACCCUGACAACAGGCCCUUAAAAGAGAAUGUUGAAGAGAACUAUGUGCACCUAGACAUCUACAGUGGAUUAAACAGUCAUUUAAAUCGUCAACAUCACAGACUAGAAUCUCGAUACAGUAGCAGCUCUGGAGGAUCUUAUGAAGAAGAAAAAAGUGAUUCAAUGCCACUUUAUUCUAAUUGGCGACUGAAAGUGAUGGAGCAUAAUCAAGGAGAGCCACUACCCUUCCCACCAGCUGGAGGCUGCUGGUCACCACUGGUGGAUUACUUGCCUGAAACGUCAUCACCUGGAUUACCUCUUCACAGGUGUAACAUAGCUGUGAUCCUUUUGACUGAUCUGAUCAUCGAUCACAGUGUGAAAGUAGAGUGGGGAAGCUACCUCCAUCUUCUUCUUCAUGCAAUUUUUAUAGGGUUUGACCACUGCCACCCUGAGGUGUAUGAACAUUGUAAACGCCUGCUUCUGCAUUUACUAAUAGUGAUGGGAUCCAACAGUAAUAUUCGAACUGUUGCUUCUGUCCUUCUCAGGAACAAGGAGUUUAAUGAACCCAGGGUGCUUACAGUCAAACAAAUUGCACACUUAGAUUAUACUUUCACAGCAGGUGUUACUGAUUUUAUACCUGAUUACCAGCCCUCCCCCAUGACUGACUCAGGGCUUAGCUCAAGUUCUACCUCUUCUAGUAUCAGCCUAGGAAACAAUAGCACCACCAUUCCACAUCUGCACACCACUAUCCUCAGUGAUGUUGACGUCUCAGUAGAGCAGCAGGAUGGAAAAGUCAAAACCCUCAUGGAGUUCAUUACCUCAAGAAAAAGAGGGCCUCUUUGGAACCAUGAGGAUGUUUCUGCCAAGAAUCCUAGCAUAAAGAGUGCUGAACAGUUAACUACAUUUUUAAAACAUGUCAUUUCUGUUUUCAAGCAGUCAAGCUCAGAAGGAAUCCAUUUGGAGCAUCACCUUAGUGAAGUUGCUCUACAAACAGCACUUUCUUGUUCUUCUCGUCACUAUGCUGGGAGAUCCUUUCAGAUUUUCAGGGCCCUCAAGCAACCUCUUUCUGCAACUACACUUUCUGAUGUUCUCUCCAGACUUGUAGAAACUGUAGGGGACCCAGGAGAAGAUGCACAGGGAUUUGUUAUAGAGCUUCUUCUCACGUUGGAAUCUGCCAUCGAUACUUUAGCUGAAACCAUGAAGCAUUGCGAUCUUCUUUCUGCCCUUUCUCAAACCUCAUACCAUGACCCUAUACUGGGAAACAAGUAUGCAGCUAACAGGAAAAGCACUGGACAACUCAAUCUAAGCACAAGUCCCAUUAAUAGUAGUAGUUAUUUGGGAUAUAACAGUAAUGCCAGAAGUAACUCUUUGCGGUUAAGUUUAAUUGGUGACCGAAGAGGAGACCGGCGGCGGAGUAACACACUGGAUAUAAUGGAUGGACGGAUAAACCAUAACAGUAGUUUAGCAAGGACUAGAAGCCUUUCCUCCUUAAGAGAGAAGGGCAUGUAUGAUGUGCAGUCCACUACUGAACCUACCAACUUGAUGGCCACCAUCUUUUGGAUCGCAGCAUCUUUAUUAGAAUCAGAUUAUGAAUAUGAAUACCUCCUGGCCCUCAGGCUUCUCAACAAACUGCUUAUCCACUUGCCUUUGGAUAAAUCAGAGAGUCGAGAGAAGAUUGAAAAUGUACAAAGCAAAUUGAAAUGGAAUAAUUUCCCAGGCCUUCAACAGCUCUUCCUUAAGGGUUUUACCUCAGUGUCUACGCAAGAAAUGACUGUGCACCUCCUCAGUAAACUCAUUGCUGUCUCCAAGCACACCUUGGUGGACCCGUCCCAGCUGUCAGGCUUUCCUCUUAACAUCCUUUGCUUAUUGCCUCACUUAAUCCAGCAUUUUGACAGCCCAACUCAGUUUUGCAAAGAAACAGCUAGUCGAAUAGCAAAGGUUUGUGCAGAAGAAAAAUGCCCAACACUUGUCAAUCUGGCUCACAUGAUGAGUUUGUACAGCACACACACGUAUUCCAGAGACUGUUCUAAUUGGAUCAAUGUUGUCUGUAGAUACCUGCAUGACUCCUUCUCAGAUACUACGUUUAGCCUGGUGACUUACCUUGCAGAGCUGUUAGAAAAAGGACUGGCCAGUAUGCAGCAGUCACUGCUACAGAUCAUCUAUAGCCUUUUGAGUCACAUAGAUCUCUCGGCCGCCCCAGUCAAACAGUUUAAUCUGGAAAUCAUAAAGAUCAUCGGCAAAUAUGUGCAGAGUCCUUAUUGGAAGGAAGCACUUAACAUAUUAAAACUGGUGGUGUCUCGCUCAGCAAGUCUUGUUGUGCCCAGUGAUAUCCCCAAGACCUAUGGAGGAGAUACAGGCUCUCCUGAAAUAUCCUUCACCAAGAUAUUUAACAAUGUCUCUAAGGAGUUGCCUGGGAAGACCUUGGAUUUCCAUUUUGAUAUAUCUGAGACACCAAUUAUUGGAAAUAAAUAUGGAGAUCAACAUAGCGCAGCUGGCAGGAAUGGGAAGCCGAAAGUCAUUGCUGUUACUAGAAGUACUUCUUCCACUUCUUCUGGUUCCAAUUCAAAUGCACUGGUCCCUGUUAGUUGGAAAAGGCCACAGUUAUCACAGCGAAGAACAAGAGAAAAGUUAAUGAACGUGCUUUCUCUUUGUGGUCCAGAAUCUGGCCUUCCGAAGAAUCCAUCAGUUGUAUUUUCUUCUAGUGAAGAUUUGGAAGUUGGUGACCAACAGACUAGUCUAAUUUCUACCACAGAAGACAUAAUUCAAGAGGAAGAAGUAGCAGUGGAAGAUAAUAGCAGUGAACAACAGUUUGGUGUUUUUAAAGAUUUCGAUUUCCUAGAUGUUGAAUUGGAGGAUGCAGAGGGUGAAAGUAUGGACAAUUUCAACUGGGGAGUCCGCAGGCGCUCACUGGACAGUAUUGAUAAAGGGGACACGCCAUCCCUGCAGGAGUACCAGUGCUCCAGCAGUACCCCCAGCCUGAACUUGACAAACCAGGAAGACACAGAUGAGUCCUCAGAAGAGGAAGCCGCCCUCACAGCCAGCCAGAUACUCUCACGCACACAGAUGUUAAACAAUGGCUCUGCUGCAGAUGAAACCACCACAGACCAUCCCGAUAUGCUUCUGCAGUCUCAAGAAUCCACUGGCAGUGCCUCAGCUGAGGAGGUGCUUCACAUCAGAGAUGAAACCCCAACUUUGGAGGCUUCUCUAGAUAAUGCUAACAACCAGCUGCCUGAGGAUACAAGUUCAAUAUUAAAAGAGGAACAGGUUAUUACAGCCUUUGAAGAUGAAGGGUCAUAUAUGAUGCAAGAGCAGCAGGAUUCUCUUGUGUGCCAGGGAAGUCUCGAUUUAGAGGAAACAGAGAUGCCAGAGCCUCUGGCUCCUGGGAGCUACCCUGAGUCAAUCUGUGAAGAAGAUGUCACCUUAGCUUUGAAAGAGCUAGAUGAAAGGUGUGAAGAGGAAGAAGCGGAUUUCUCCGGGCUGUCUAGUCAAGAUGAAGAAGAGCAGGAUGGUUUUCCAGAAGUGCAGACGUCACCUCUCCCAUCGCCAUUUCUUUCUGCCAUAAUAGCCGCUUUUCAGCCAGUAGCAUACGAUGAUGAAGAAGAAGCCUGGCGCUGCCACGUCAACCAGAUGUUGUCUGACACCGAUGGGUCCUGUGCAGUGUUCACCUUUCAUGUGUUUUCUAGACUGUUCCAGACAAUUCAAAGAAAGUUUGGAGACAUAACUAAUGAGGCAGUCCACUUUCUUGGUGAGAACCUACAACGUGUUGGUACCAAAUUUAAAAACUCACUGAAAGUGAUGAUGUGUUCAGAAUGCCCCACAGUCUUUGUGGAUGCUGAAACAUUGAUGUCAUGUGAUUUGCUAGAAACACUCAAGUUCAGUGUUUUGGAGUUACAAGAACACCUGGAUACAUACAAUGCCAAAAGAGAAGCUGCUGAGCAGUGGUUAGAUAAUUGUAAGAGGACAUUUGGUGCCAAAGAAGACAUGUAUAGGAUAAAUACAGAUGCACAACAAAUGGAAAUUCUAGCAGAACUGGAGCUCUGCCGGAGGUUAUACAAAUUACAUUUUCAAUUGUUACUUCUGUUCCAAGCCUACUGUAAACUCAUCAACCAAGUAAACACAAUAAAAAAUGAAGCUGACGUCAUCAACAUGUCAGAGGAACUUGCCCAACUGGAAAGUAUCCUCAAAGAAGCUGAGUCGGCUUCAGCAAAUGAAGAAAUUGACAUUUCUAAAGCUGCACAAACAACUAUAGAGACUGCCAUCCAUUCUUUAAUUGAAACUUUGAAAAAUAAGGAAUUUAUAUCUGCUGUAGUACAAGUCAAAGCUUUCAGGUCUCUCUGGCCCAAUGAUAUCUUUGGCAGUUGUGAAGAUGACCCUGUGCAGACGCUAUUACACAUAUAUUUCCAUCACCAGACGUUGGGCCAGACAGGAAGCUUUGCAGUCAUAGGCUCUGACCUGGAUAUGUCAGAAGCAAACCACAAACUGAUGGAAAUUAACCUGGAAAUAAGAGAGAGUCUACGCAUGGUGCAGUCAUACCAACCUCUAGCACAGGCCAAACCAAUUGGAAAUUUGGUGAGCACUGGAUUCUGAAAAACUUCACUUAGGAGAGAAACUGAAGAUGAUUCAGAAUAUUAACAAGCACCUUUUACGGACCCUUGCAAUUCACUUAUUCUUGCAGCAUCUACAACCAUAGUCUAACAGCUGCCAAUACCUCCCAGAAUAACCCUAUGAAGAAGGAUUUUAAAAAAUAAAUAAAUAAUAACCUAUAUGAAAAGGGCUAAAAGUGAUGCAUACAAAUAAUUACUUUGUAGAGAAAGAAAGGAAUUUUAAGGAUCUUUGCAAUAAUGGCCUCUAAUACUGAGACAUUGGAAAGCAGGUGAAAUGAGGCUGAUUCAUUUUAGCUGAAGACCUGCGAAGCUGCCUGGAUUUCUAACAGUCAGAAGCAAUUAAUGCUUAACCAUCUGUAUGAAGAGCAUCAGUCUGAUAGAUAUAUACAGAAAGACUUAUUUGCAAAAACCAUUGAUUUUUUUUUUUUUUUUCCAAUAUGUGGGCUAAGGGUAUGGGUGUGUUUUGUUGGUCUGUAUAAGGAAAUUAUGUGUGUGUGUGAGCUGUGGUAUGUGAGUAUGUGAUAGUCAUAUUUUCAAGGUAUGGAUGUUUGAUAUGUCUCAGAGCAUGCUGAAAAGAGCACUGCAAGAGUAUUUUUGAAGAAAUUUUAUUUUAUUAGAACUAACUCUUCCUAGUGUGUAAAUGUUAGGACAUUUUAAUAAUAUUUUAAAACUGGGACAUCCCAGUAUUUCAAAAAGAAAUAAUAUAUCUGUUAAUGUUAUUGGAAUGCUGCUCAGUUCUCUGAUCAGUGCUUAUGUUACAAUUGUUGAUAACUAACCAAAGUAGAUGCCUGCAGAGACUUUAAAAUGUAAAAUAAAGAUGUAUGCUGCUCGUCAGCUGUUCUCAUUAGGAAAAGUUAACUUAUUUUACUCCAUAAUUAUAGAAGCUGUAUAGAUUUAAACUAGUAUUUUCUUGUACAUUUGUGCAAUGCACUGUUAUACAAGAAUAGAUGUACAGAGCUAAAGAAAAAACUGUGGUUGUUGAUGGUAGGUUAUAUGAUUGCAGGCUCUGGUGUCUGCAGAACUGGAGAAGAGAGAUGCAGAUGCAUUUUUAUGUUUAUUCAGGACUCAUAUAUUUCACCCAAAAGGAACCUGGGGCUAUGAAAGGAAGCCUGAAGACUUACUACCAAAAACAUGCAAUAUACUCACUAAUUCUAUAGCAUAACAUGAACUGGAUACUAUCCUUUUAAAAAAAAAAAUUUUUUUUUUGUAAAAGAAAUGAAUGUAGUCCCACAAUUCCUCUGAUUUGAAAGGAACACCUUGUAUUUUUAUAUGCAUCUCUUAUCCACUGUGACUUUUAAACUGGGCUCUGACCACAGAGUUUAGAAUGUAGAAAUGAAAUGUGUGGCUUUGCCUUUCUUGGGACUGUGGGCCCUGCCAGAAAUGUAAUUAUGCUCAAGUGCAUUAAUUGAAGGCACUGUGCACACUGCUGGACUGCUGACUUAGUUAUAUUACUUGUAAAAUUCUGUAACUGGUCAUGGCACAUUCAUAAUCACUGUAUUUUUUGACCCUGAUAAAAAUUAUUUUGAUGGUGUUCUGGUACUGUAAAUGGGUGUCCUUUAAAUUAUUUAAUAACUUUUGCGUGUAGGGCAGGAAGAAAAGGAUAGUGUCAGACACACCAUCCUUUACUUCCUGUCUUUCCAUCCCUUAUUUCUCUCACCCGCCUUAUAUCCUUUUUUGUUAAAAUAAAAAAACAUUGUAGCUGUU